GCCACCGCUGGUCGUAGAGUUAAGCUCGAUCUGUUCGCGGAACCCACUGGAGAUUUGGGGGGCUCAUCUAUCCAGGAAGAAGUUGAAGGGGACGGUGACUCCAAAAGACAUGCCGAGUUUCCGGAUUCACCAUCAUCUUCAGGUGGGUUCCGUCAGUUUUCUUCAAAGGACUGCUCUUUGUAGAGAAGACAUGAUGUGACCGCAUAAUUUUGGUGGAAAUUAUUCGGUUUUUUUGUGCAAGACAUGUUAUUUGCACCUCGAAAAUUUUAUGUUGAGACUGUAGGAUGGCUGUGGUAUUGGGAACAUCAAUUGGUAAUCAGACUUCAUCCGCCCCCUGCCACAGUGCAUAAUUCUGUGAACUUUCCACCUGCCUUGAACUUAUUUUGGCGGCAUCAAGGGCAGUUUGGAGCUCACCUGGAUUUUGCUGAAUUGGUCCGUAUGUCUUUGGCUUUAUUUCCUUUUGGCGGUACUGACAUUUGAAAUUUCUGCUACAGGUUUGAUGGCAUUGCUGAUGCUCUAACCUUUGCCCUUAAUGUUGAAUUAUUCAUUUGAUGUUUAUGACAAAUAUUUGGCAACAGCCACAGAAUCCGCUCCUACUGCUUGAGCAAUACAGUGAUGAUGAGUUGGAUGCGGAUUCAAAGGAAGUACAAAGUGCUGCAAAUGCAGAGGAUGCACCUAUCGGCACGGAUGAGCAGCCAAAAGAUGUGGCCACGAACAAAGCUGGAGCUGCUUUAAUUAAUAACAGAAAAGAUUCCACGGAAGAGGUGGGAGAGCUUUUGAUGGAUAGCACUUCUGCUGCUUCUCAGUGUCCUGGAGAAAAACCUCAGGAUGGGCAGACCGAUUCUAAUGAAUUGCAGAAUCAAGCAAAUAAUAUGAAGAAAUCUACAAACUCUGCUGCACUUGAUGGACACCUUGUUGGUGACGUGAAUUUAGGCUGGAAAAUGGUGUUGCAUGAAGAGAGUAAUCAGUAUUACUAUUGGAAUGUUACAACGGGUGAAACUUCAUGGGAAAUGCCUAAUGUUCUGGCCCAACAAACUGUUGACACAUCUGCAGAGAAAGAUAUCAGUGAUACUGCAGAAAAAACUGAUGCUAUCAUGGGCACAUACCAAUCAAGUACGGCCCUGGGCAAGGUAGAAGAUGAUUUCCAAGCUAGUGUUCAUCCCAAGGGUGAUUCUGAAGCCGCUGACAGUGUUGAUCCAUGGAAAAAUAAAGAUGGGCCUAAUGAUGGAUCCAUUACGGAUGUGAUGAAAGUUGAAGAAGACAAUAGAGAAGCAAACCAAGAUCACUGUACUUCCUUACUUGGUGGACACUCUAUAGAAAGUAAUAGCUCCACUGAUCUAUCUGUCCAGCUGAUAAAGCAGUGUGAAAGCCUGUUAGAGAGACUUAGCUCUAUGAAAGGUUUGAACAGCUCUCUGGAAGACCAAGAUCUUAAAUCAAAGUACAGGUUGGAGAUUGAGAUCAGACUGGCGGACAUCAAGGCAUUAUCAUCCUAUGAAUCAUGUCUGCUUCCCUUUUGGUUGCAUUCUGAGACUCAGCUGAAACAACUUGAAGCUGCCAUUGAUUGUGCCAUUCAACAAGCGACUCCAGCAUUCAUGGAUGAAGUUGAGGCUGCACAAGAACCUUAUGAAGACACCAGUAAUGACACAAACAUGGGUUCUAGUGAAAUGAAGGCACUAUUUCCUAUACCGGAGUUGCAUGACACAACCGAGAAGGCAAUGCCAGAGGCUCAUAAUGAUGGCGCCACAACCAUGGAACAUGGUCUGGGUAAAAAAAGUGAAAUAAUUGUAACUGGAAAGGAAAGUGAACUUAAUCGGCUUUCUCUUCAUUCCAUGGAAGAUGUUGAUAUGGAUGUUGACAUGGAGGUCGAAGAUGCAUCACCCACUGCUCAGUAUCAUGUCCCUGUGGAGCCAUUAGAUAUGCAGAGUAUGCUUUCAAACCAGGAAUCCAACGUGCCAGGGCAGGUUAGUAUUCCUACUGAUGAAGAGUGGAUCCCUCCCCCACCUCCUGAUGAUGAAUCUUUUCCACCACUGCCUCCUGACGAUGAACCUUUUCCUCCACCACCACCUGACGAACCUCCAGAAACUUCAUAUCCUCCAUCCAAUUUUAGCUUGGUUCAGGCUAAUCCUUAUUCAGGAGAGUACACCCUGUAUCCUGGUACUGGGCUUGACUAUUAUCUGCAAACAAACCCUGAAGUUUCUGGCAGUGCCCUUUAUACACAUUCUGAGGGAGCACAAGUAGCUCUUUCCCAUGUACCACCACCAAAUUAUUAUGAAGCAGGUCCAGAUAUAUAUCCUGUUGCACCUGCAAUAGUCAAUCCUGUCGAGACUACAUCGUAUUAUGGCCUUCAAAAUGGAACCCUGAAUCCUGUGCCAUUGAUGCAUAGCAAGGCUAAUGGUGAACCUUCUUUUGAAGAUACUGGUGUGGAAGUUGGGUCUAGUCUAUUGUUGAAGAACAACUUCGAUGUUAAUCAGUCGUUUGAAAGCACUACAAUAGCACCUCCAGAGCUCUCUGAAGCUCGGCCGUCUCCAGCAACUUCUUCUAAGGAAAAUGAUGCUCCUGUUACCUCAACAUCAGAUACCACUGCUUCGGUUUCAUCCUCUUCUGCUGCUGCUGCUGCCGCCGCCGCUGCUGCUGCUGCAAUGAAGUCUCAGUCUAAGGUUUCCCGCACAAAGAAGCGAACAAUUGCAGUGGGCCCCACGUUGAGAUCUAACAAGAAGGUCUCUAGCAUGGUGGACAAGUGGAAAGCUGCAAAAGAGGAGUUGCAUGAAGAGGUUGAAGAACCUAAAGAUGCUUAUGAAAUAUUGGAGAUGAAACGGCAAAGGGAAAUAGAGAAAUGGCGUGCGAAUCAGAUAGCCAGUGGCGAGGCUAAAGAUAAUGCUAAUUUUCAGCCUUUGGGUGGUGAUUGGAGAGAACGAGUAAAGCGCAGGAGGGCAGAAAAGAGAAAAGAAACUGAAAAAACUUCACCAGAAGCUUCUGCAGAUAAAAGCCAGCAGCAACCUGAUCUUAUAGAACUUUCAAAAAGCCUCCCAUCUGGAUGGCAGGCGUACUGGGAUGUUUCAUCCAAGAAAGUAUACUACGGAAACGUGUUGACAUCAGUAACUUCGUGGGUCAGGCCGACAGAUUAGAGAAUCACUUUAGUGUUGUUAUCUCCAUAUGUAACCUAACAUUCUUUGGUUGAGCUUAUGCUGAAUUGCUGAUACCAUUGUUGGAGAGUAGGGUCUCACAAUACUACCAACUAGUGUAUUAUGUGUAUACCACUUUUCUAGUCAUGAAUGAAAUCAAGUGGUUACAUAACA
This is a messenger RNA of Salvia hispanica, 3296 nucleotides long. RefSeq names its product WW domain-containing protein. Gene Ontology annotation, molecular function: protein binding. The record is from RefSeq and is a predicted model, not a curated record. NCBI's taxonomy places the organism in Eukaryota, Viridiplantae, Streptophyta, Magnoliopsida, Lamiales, Lamiaceae.